UAUUGUAUAUUAACAGAUUUGGCCAACAACAUUUUUUUAAAUUAGUGCCCUCCAUGGCUGAUGGUGGAGAAUUACAAAAAGUUUUUGAACUGUGUGGCCCUGAUGAAGAAGGAUAUAUAUUAACCGAUUUUUUAGCAGAUAAAUUAGCGGAGCAAUUGGAUAACCAGGAUUUGGAUACAAUCAAGGGUGUGUUAGAUCCAAAAAGGAGAGGAAAAAUAUCUUUUGAUCAAUUUAAAACUGCGAUAACUGAGAUUCAAGAAUCUUCUGAUCAAGUUACAAGUUUGCCUGAACCUUCUGCUGACUACAGAAUAAAUGGCAGCGGAUUGACUGAAGAUAUAGAACAUUGUUCACUAGACAAACUUAUAGACAAUGACGAGAAAAUCAGGCACGGUAGUCCAGGUCCAGAAAGCUCGUUUCAGCCGAAAACGAGUACCCCAUAUUAUAAAGACGACGAAGCAUCCAUUUCAGAUCCUGAAAAUACAUACAACGAGUACGACGUUCCAGACUGUGACGACAUGGCACAUUCAGUCAAUGGAGAUGAUUUCAUGGAAAGCUUUGAAGCUGUAGGUGAAUCACCUAAUGGAUUUAAAAGUCGAAGAAAUCCAGAACAUCUCAGUUUACCCCAGGAAUCCAACUUCAGGAGGCAUGGCAGCAUGAGAAGAAGUCACAGAAGAGCACAUAGCCUGACUAUGCGUGGUGCAUCACCGGGACUUGUGUCAGAUGAUCCGAGUUUACUCGAUGAAACAUCAUCUGUCACCUCAGAUUUAGAAGAUCUAUCAGAAAAAGUCGACAUACUACAAGACCAUGUUGCAAAAUUGACGGAAGAGAAAAAACUGCAGGCACAAUAUGAAGCUGUAAAUAAUGAAAAACAGCAGCUUAUACUCAGAAAUCAUGAACUCGAAGAACGUUUGGUCAAUUCUGAGGAAAAAGUGAAUUAUCUUAGAAAAGAUUCCGAACUUAAGUUGGAAGAUUUGAGAACGAAAUUAACAAGGGAACACCAGCUGGUUUUGGAAGUUUUGCAGGGAAAAUUAAAUAGUUCUGAAAAUGAAUAUAACCGCUUAACUUGCGAAUUUGGUGAAGUAAAGGCUUUAUUGAAUCAAAUGAAAGAAGAAAAUAUUUUGUUGCAAACUAAAGUGGAAGGACUUACUUCUCAGGUUAUGCAAACAAACGAGGAAUACAGGAGAUUAAAUAACCAGUUCAAUGCAAACAGAGAACGAGCUGAGGAAGAUAAAGCAGAUUUACAAGACAUGAAUGAGAAAUUGAGAAUUGACUUGGAGGAGACAAUGGCAGAUAAAAAUGCCCUUGUCGAAAGAUUAAACAGCAUGGAUUUAUCUCAGUCUCCAAGUGCCGCUAUGCUAUCUGCUAAACUUUCAAACUUGGAGAUGGAAAAUGAGAGAUUAAAAAAUGCAAAUGACGAUUUGAAUGUUCAACUUGCACGAAAUAUUGUCGAUGCAAGGACAUUGAUGGGUAGUGCACCCGUAGAUUCAAUCGCAGAUGAAAUGGCCUCUGCCACGAGAGAUGAGGUUGUUGAAGCCUUACAGAAAACAGAGCAUGAGAAUGCGCAGCUAAGGCAAUAUUUGGACAAAAUUAUCCUAAGCGUACUAGAAAAAGAUCCAAGCAUUUUAGAGAUUAAAUAAAUUUUUAUUUUAGUUCCUUAGUGUUUGUUUAAUUUCUGAUCUUUUGAAUUCAUCAUGUUUUUGUAUUUUUUAAAUUUCUGUUUUGAUUUUUUUUAAACAUAUAAUUUAUUGUCAUUAUACAGUAUUCAAACAAUUUUAUCAACUUUUCCUUAGCUAUAGCUUCACAGAAAUGCCAAUCUCUUGGAGUAAAUAUAAAAACUAUUUUUGGUUGUAUGACUUUGAAAGACCCUAAUUUUGCAUGAUUGUCACAUUUGAUAAGGUAUUUAUUUUUGUACUGCAGCAAAGAAAUAAACAUCAAUUAUUCAUUUUGUAUACCCACUGAGCAAAAGCAAUAUAAACUCAAAGCUAUAAUAUAUAAUUUAAAGCCCAAUAAAUAUGUGCUAUUAGGGCACGCCCAUGUACUUUUGUAUCAAAGAAUGGUUACAUGAUCAUAAAUUUUCAAUAAUGUCAUUAUGACAUCACAACACUAUUUGGUAAAACCCAAAUUGUUUUCUCUACUUGCUUAUGUCAGGACUUUUCUCUUGCGUAAGCAUUGCAUCUUUGCAUUGUACGUCAUGUUAAUCCCAACAAUAGCCUGGGGUGCUUUACACUCUUCACAAAUUUUAUGAACGAAAAUGAAACUUUCUUCAUACAAUAGGACGCAUUACGAGAUUAUAAACACCAUUUUUUAUUAUGAAUUACAUUAUACAUCCCAUUUUUUUUUUUUUUUUUUUUUUAUUUAAAUUCAGUGUGUGUGCAUUAUGUGUUUUAUACCUUUUAGAAGUAGUUGUAUUGUGUCAAUCCUUCCGCAAAUUGGAUUUUUUUAAUGAUUAUAUAAUGACCGAUUUAAACCUAUUAAUUAAUUAAGGUAACCCCACCUUGUAAUGUACAAAUUCACAAACCACAAUCCAUUAGAUAUGGUAUUGGCUGUGUGAUGGAAAUGGUACACUGACUUGACUUCUUAUGAGUUAUCAGAUGAAAUACACGUAAUGCCAUUUAAUACCUAUAUAUUCAGAUUGUGAAUUUGUUUCUAAAAAUAAAUCUUUUCUCUGUCUCGUUUGACGCUAUAUCGCUCUCGAAUUCAUAAUACAGCUUGUUUGUUUUGUCAAUAAUACAAAGCGUUUUUGUUAAUCAGUAUUCUAGUAACACGUUUCUAUUGUUUACUUUGCUAUGCGGUACUAAACGAGGCUUAUUUUCUCAAUCGAUUGUAAAAGUCAUAUGAUUUUAUAUUUGUUGAAAGAAUGAAAUGAAAUUUGGUGCUAUGCUUCAAUUUAUCAAUACAUUUUUUUUUUACCAAGAACACUAAAUUACUAUGAUUCAUCAAUAUUGUAUAUGUCAUUUCUAAGAAGCAUUGUAACCAUAAUAAUAGAAUUGUACAAUCAGUAUUUGAUGAAGUCAUGGCAGAUUUAAGGUACAUCAACCUUUGAUUUUUGUGAUGCUCUUGAAAUCAUUAUGAUGUUAUUUUGAAAUUAUAUAUUAUAGUCCAUGAAACAUAAUUUUCUUUAUAAUGUUUUAGGAAUAACAAUACACCAACUAUAGAGGUAGAGAAUUCACAAAGUUAUGUUAACAUGGUGUGAUACAAACUUUUCAGCAUGAUUAAAACUCACUUAGGAAUUUUUUUGAGCUUUAUGAAUGGUACUUCACUUGUGCACUUCAUUCUUACUGAAGUAGAGGCAGGAUCCACGAGGUUAUCGGCCAUUGAAUUUCAUACUUGAGUGUGCCAUGUUUUGUGUUUGUAGUAAAAGCUCACAACUGAAAUUUCCUCAGAAGUGCUCUUUUAAUUUUGCCCUGUACUUGUCAUUGUCAUAACAAAGUCAACCUACUUACAAAACUAUCCUUAUGCUGCCUGUUAAUUCAUCAUAGGUUGAGAUUAAGAAAUGGUCCAUAUAGUGACCAAAUAGAGGUAUUGUCCACUUUGGGAAAUUUGACAUGAAAAAAAAAACAUUUUUUGAUUCAUUUUGCCGAAGACAAAUAAUUUUUUAGAAAUAGCUCUCUUUUUCGUAGAAUGUAGGUAGUAUGUUUUAAUAUUUACUGGUAAUGGCAUAUGACGUCAGUACUGAUGCUGUCCAAGAGUUGCUAAAUUAUUAGCAGAAAUCAAUAUGCUUGCCACCAUUUUAACGCUUGCUAAUAGUAUAUUCAGUUCUCAAAAUUCAGCAUUCAAGCUUUAUACUUUUCAUAUUGAUAUCAAUCAAUUGAUAUUGAGUUCGGACUGUUCAUUGCAGUAUCAAUUCAUAAUUCUUCGUGUCAAAGCCACUCUAAAUAAAUAAUUUAACAUGGAUCAAGUUGUUUUCAAAGAGCUGAAUAAAUUAUGUAGUAGAAUCGUCUUUUAACUUUUUUAUUUGAAAGAAACUGUCUUUUCUCAUAUACAGUUCUACAUUCGCGCAUUGUUGACUUUCCAAUUCACCAUGAAAUAUUGAUGGGACCCAGUCACUGUUAUAGGAGGCUACUUUAAAAACUGAACAUUAUAAUAUAGAUUACACUCAUAUUAUUGAUGUGUUUCUAAUGGUUAUAAGUUUUGUCUUGUGUAGAUGUAAAUGUGGCCUUUCCUCAAUUGUUUUAUGUAAUACUAAUAAUGAUUCUUCGUUACCAACUGACCUCAACAAAGUAAUGAAAAAAAAAAAUCUUUAAUUUCGAUGAUCAUGUUUGUGUCGCAGUACUGUAAUUGUUGAACUAUGACCUUAUAGGAAUAACAAUCUAAUUAAGGACUGGUAUAUCCCCAUUGUUCCAGUGGGUUUACAAAGAUUUGCUCUUAUAUCUUACUCACAAUGUCAUAAAUUUGGGUGUAGCGUGUAAUUACCAUUUACAGCUCGUGUAACAUAUCAUUUAUUACCAGCCUUCUGUCAACAAUAAUACAUGGAUGUAUAAAUCACAGAUCUCCUUCUUAAGAGGUUUUUAUUCCCAGAUAAUCUCUUCAUGAACUUGCAUUUGCUUUUACGAUAUAGCGUUUGAUCAUUGAUCCAUGAGGGUAGGAAUCAAUAAAUAUUAAUUGUGAACUCAUGCUUGGUACUAUUAUAUUGAUUAGUAUAUUGUGGAUAUUUAUUGGUUCUGAUAUAAUGCAUUUGGACAUUUUUACCUUGUGAUUGGCUUCUCCCAAAUUCUCACUUUUGUGCCAAAGUGUUAUUGAUUGUUAGAAUACUAUUUCGCUGAAUCAAAAUUAAAUACCUAACAUUUUGAAGCGAAUAAGCUGAGACAUUUUCAAUCCUUGUAUGCCAAUUAUAACUGGGAUGCAGAUAAUAAAUUCAUAUUUAAUUAUUAAUCCGAAAUACAGCACUAAAUUAUUUUUCCAUGAAUUUUUGUUUUGCCAUAUUCCAUUCCAACUAUAGUCAUUGGUGAAUACAAUGAUAUGUUAUUAAUGUAACUGGCAAUACUCUCAGCCUACAUUUAUUAUCGAAUUUGUAUUGUUAUAUGUGCAUGAUAUUUUCAUUUUAUCAACAUUGAAAGAACUUUCAAAAUUUUUAACUUAUAUCUUAAAAAUGUAAGAUAUACAAGCUGGUUGAAAAUUUAUUGGUAUACAAUGCUGUUUAAUAGUCUAUUUUUCAACUGUGAGUUUUGUUCGUUGGUUUUUCAUUUCAUACGAAUACAUUAAAAAUUUCCUUAUCUUGGUCAGAAUUAAUUUUUGUAAACUUGAUUAAUGAAUACGAUACAAAUAUGUUCUGACUGGGAUUGUUUUUAUUGUACUCAACAUUUUUCUACUUGAUGCAUGAUGUAAUAUCAACAAGUUUCAUAUCAAUAUUUGCAAUAUCACUGUGAUCGCUGACCACAAUUGUUGGCGACUUUGCUUGAACUAUCACCUUGUUUGCAAUUGUUCACUGUUCAAGUAUGAUUGAUUUUGCCUGAAAUUGUAAUCUGUGCUUGGCCGUUUUCGUCUUCAUAUUUCCCAACUUUUGGAUAUGAAAUUAUUCUAAUAUCAAACUGCAUUAUACUCUAUGAUGGGAUUGUUUGAAAUUGUAAGUUUCAAAAUCAUUUUUAUUUCAAUCUAUGAAUAAUCAGUGACAUCAAAUAUUUUGAAUGUUAUUUCAUUUAUGACAAACUCAUUAACCACCCAUUACUCAAGUCUAAAGCGGACUGAGGGUAUUUAUAAAACCUGAUCGCAAUUCUCUGAAAACAAACAAUCUGAUCAAUAUUCUUAAACAUAUCUUGAGUUUAAUUAUAAUUUGUAUCUUGGCGACUGUUAUUUAAAAAUAUCACAUUUUACAGCUUAGAAAAUAAUUGUUACAUUGAUUUUCAAUACUUUAUGUAAGAUCAUGUGCAAACCUUUAUCACACCAAAGUUCUCUGCACAACUGUUAAAACAAUUUUUUGCAGGCAGUGGAAAAGUUGUAUUUCCUUAACGUUUGCUAAACCAAUAGAGAUAGAGUAGCUACCAAUUAGCAUUGUGUGGUGUGAUUUUGAAAAUAAAAAGCAGUUAUUUUUGUGUAA
Messenger RNA from Styela clava, 6034 nucleotides. Lineage: Eukaryota; Metazoa; Chordata; Ascidiacea; Stolidobranchia; Styelidae. The record is from RefSeq and is a predicted model, not a curated record.